AUGAGGGCAAGUACAUCCGUUCAGUGUGUAAAGCACUUCAAAAUCAGAUCACAGCUCCCUCUGCACCAAAGACAACGAAGAGGGCAGAAAUCAUUUGAAUGCACAGAGAGUGGAAGGAGAUUCAGUGAGACAGGGAAUCUUCACAAGCAUCAGAGAAUCCACAAAGUAGACAGACCUUUGGACUGUUUAGAGAGUGGAAAGAGAUUCAGUCAGAGUGGCCAUCUUCAAAGUCAUCAGAGAACCUACACAGGGGAGAGACCUUUUGAAUGCUCAGAAUGUGGAAUGAGGUUCAGUGAGAGACGGAAACUUCAGAUGCAUCAGAGAAUCCACACAGGGGAGAGACCUUUUGAAUGCUCAGAGUGUGGAAAGAGAUUCAAUGACAGUAGCAGUCUUCACAGGCAUCAGAGAACCCACACAGGGGAGAAACCUUUUGAAUGCUCAGAGUGUGGAAAGAGAUUCACUGACAGUAGCAGUCUUCACAGGCAUCAGAGAACCCACACAGGGGAGAAACCUUUUGAAUGCUCAGAGUGUGGAAAGAGAUUCAAUGACAGUAGCAGUCUUCAAAGUCAUCAGAGAACCCACACAGGGGAGAAACCUUUUGAAUGCUCAGAGUGUGGAAAGAGAUUCAGUCAGAGUGGCCAUCUUCAAAGUCAUCAGAGAACCCACACAGGGGAGAGACCUUUUGAAUGCUCAGAGUGUGGAAAGAGAUUCAGUCGCAGUGGCCAUCUUCAAAGUCAUCAGACAACCCACACAGGAGCGAGACCUUUUGAAUGCUCAGAGUGUGGAAAGAGAUUCACUGUCAUUAGAAGUCUUCACAGGCAUCAGAGAACCCACACAGGGGAGAGACCUUUUGAAUGCUCAGAAUGUGGAAAGAGAUUCACUGACAGUAAAAGUCUUCAAAGUCAUCACAGAACCCACACAGGGGAGAGACCUUUUGAAUGCUCAGAAUGUGGAAAGAGAUUCACUGACAGUAGAAGUCUUCAAAGUCAUCAGAGAACCCACACAGGGGAGAGACCUUUUGAAUGCUCAGAGUGUGGAAAGAGAUUCAGUCAGAGUGGCCAUCUUCAAAGUCAUCAGAGAACCCAUACAGGGGAGAGACCUUUUGAAUGCUCAGAGUGUGGAAAGAGAUUCAGUCAGAGCAGCCAUUUUCAAUGUCAUCAGAGAACCCACACAGGGGAGAGACCUUUUGAAUGCUCAGAGUGUGGAAAGAGAUUCACUGACAGUGGCAGUCUAAAAAAUCAUCAGAGAACCCACACAGGGGAGAGACCUUUUGAAUGCUCAGAGUGUGGAAAGAGAUUCAGUCAGAGUGGCCAUCUUCAAAGUCAUCAGAGAACCCAUACAGGGGAGAGACCUUUUGAAUGCUCAGAGUGUGGAAAGAGAUUCAGUCAGAGCAGCCAUUUUCAAUGUCAUCAGAGAACGCACACCAGGGAGAGACAUUUUGAAUGCUCAGAGUGUGGAAAGAGAUUCACUGAAAGUAGCCAUCUUCACAGGCAUCAGAGAACCCACACAGGGGAGAGACCUUUUGAAUGCUCAGAGUGUGGGAAGAGAUUCACACACAAAAGCUUACUUAAUUGUCAUCAGAGAACCCACACAGGGGAGAGACCUUUUGAAUGCUCAGAGUGUGGAAAGAGAUUCAGUCGGAGUGGAACUCUUCAAACUCAUCAGAGAACCCACACAGGGGAGAGACCUUUCAAAUGCUCAGAGUGUGGAAAGAGAUUCAGUCACAGUGGCAAUCUUCAAAAUCAUCAGAAAACCCACACAAUGGAGAGACCUUUUGCAUGCUUGGAGUGUGGAAAAAGAUUCAGUCGGAGUGGCCAUCUUCAAAGUCAUCAGAAAACCCACACAGGGGAGAGACCUUUUGAAUGCUCAGAGUGUGGAAAGAGAUUCAGUCAGAGCAGCCAUCUUCAAAGUCAUCAGAAAACCCACCGCGGGGAAAGACCUUUUGAAUGCUCAGAGUGUGGAAAGAGAUUCAGUCAGAGCAGCCAUCUUCAAAGGCAUCAGAAAACCCACACAGGGGAGAGACCUUUUGAAUGCUCAGAGUGUGGAAAGAGAUUCAGUCAUAGUGGCACUCUUCAAUGUCAUCAGAGAACCCACACAGGGGAAAGACCUUUUGAAUGCUCAGAGUGUGGAAAGAGAUUCAGUCAUAGUGGCACUCUUCAACUUCAUCAAAGAACCCACACGGGGGAAAAACCUUUUGAAUGCUCAGAGUGUGGAAAGAGAUUCAGUCGCAGUGGCAGUCUUCAAAGUCAUCAGAGAACCCACACAGGAGAGAGACCUUUUGAAUGCUCAGAGUGUGGGAAGAGAUUCAGUCAGAGUAGCCAUCUUCAAAAUCAUCAAAGAACCCACACAGGGGAGAGACUUUUUGAAUGCUCAGAGUGUGGAACAAGAUUCAGUGACAGACGGAAUCUUCAGAGGCAUCAGAGAAUCCACACAGGGGAGAGACCU
Molecule: messenger RNA, 2445 nt
Organism: Heteronotia binoei (common prickly gecko)
Lineage: Eukaryota; Metazoa; Chordata; Lepidosauria; Squamata; Gekkonidae
Product: oocyte zinc finger protein XlCOF6-like
Exons: 3
Biological process (GO): regulation of transcription by RNA polymerase II
Molecular function (GO): RNA polymerase II cis-regulatory region sequence-specific DNA binding; DNA-binding transcription factor activity
Source: RefSeq, a predicted model, not a curated record